UCUGUACAAGGACGUCAUGAUGGAGGAUCACCGGCCCCUCAUAUUACCAGUAAAGGAAGAGAUAAGAACACCGGAGAGAUGUCCCAGUCCUCUUUUUCCACAGGAUAAUUCAGAAGAACAUCACUAUGUCCUACAGUAUGGUCAGGUAGUUGGAGAUAAGGUCAUCAAGAUGGAGGAUCACCGGCCUUGUACAUCACCAGUAAUGGAAGAGAUAAGAACACCGGAGAGAUGUCCCAGUCCUCUUCUUCCACAGGAUAAUUCAGAAGAACAUGUCCAUGUCCUACAGUAUGGUCAGGUAGUUGGAGAUAAGGUCAUCAAGAUUGAGGAUCACCGGCCUUGUACAUCACCAGUAAAGGAAGAGAUAAGAACACCGGAGAGAUGUCCCAGUCCUCUUCUUCCACAGGAUAAUUCAGAAGAACAUCACUAUGUCCUACAGUAUGGUCAGGUAGUUGGAGAUAAGGUCAUCAAGAUGGAGGAUCACCGGCCUUGUACAUCACCAGUAAAGGAAGAGAUAACAACACCGGAGAGAUGUCCCAGUCCUCUUCUUCUACAGGAUGGUUCAGAAGAACUUUACAAUGUCCCACAGGAUGGUCAGCUUGUGAAUCCGGGUGAAGAUCUGAACAAUAUUAAUCCUACAGAAACAUAUGUCAGGGGUGAUGAGCAGAGGACAGAGGACAUUCCUACAGAUAACCGCCCAGAUGACUGUACGAGGAACUCAGAGAAACAUCUGGUAUCUUCAGAUUUUGAAGUAGAUGAUUGUGGUAUCACACGAGAUACAUUUGAAGAGCAUGCCAAUAAGCAAGAUAUACCCUCAUCCAAUCAAAGCAACAAUGCAUCAUUUGAUUAUUUUAAACAAGUCCGAUCUUCUAAUUCAUCACAGUCUGUAACACAGAAUAAAAGUCACAGAAGAGGUGCUAAACAUCAAACAGCUCAUGUAAGAGGAAAGACAUUUUCAUGUUCAGAAUGUGAAAAAUGUUUUAGAUUUAAAUCAGCUCUUGUUAUACAUCAGAGAAAUCACACAGGAGAGAAGCCAUUUUCAUGUUCAGAAUGUGGGAAAUGUUUUAACCAUAAAUCAGAUCUUGAUACACAUCAAAGAGUUCACACAGAUGUGAAGCCAUUUUCAUGUUCAGAAUGUGGGAAAUGUUUUAAACGUAAAUCAGAUCUUGAUACACAUCAGAGAGUUCACACAGGAGAGAAGCCAUUUUCAUGUUCAGAAUGUGGAAAAUGUUUUAGGAUUUAUGCUUAUCUUGUUAUACAUCAGAGAAAUCACACAGGAGAGAAGCCAUUUUCAUGUUCAGAAUGUGGGAAAUGUUUUAACAGUAAAUCAAAUCUUGAUACACAUCAGAGAGUUCACACAGGAGAGAAGCCAUUUUUAUGUUCAGAAUGUGGGAAAUGUUUUAAGCAGAAAUCCUAUCUUGUUAUACAUCACAGAUGUCAUACAGGAGAGAAGCCAUUUUCAUGUUCAGAAUGUGGGAAAUGUUUUAAACGUAAAUCAGAUCUUGAUACACAUCAGAGAGUUCACACAGGAGAGAAGCCAUUUUCAUGUUCAGAAUGUGGGAAAUGUUUUAACCGUAAAUCCAAUCUUGUUAUGCAUCAGAGAAAUCACACAGGAGAGAAGCCAUUUUCAUGUUCAGAAUGUGGGAAAUGUUUUAAACGUAAAUCAGAUCUUGAUACACAUCAGAGAGUUCACACAGGAGAGAAGCCAUUUUCAUGUUCAGAAUGUGGGAAAUGUUUUAACCGUAAAUCCAAUCUUGUUAUGCAUCAGAGAAAUCACACAGGAGAGAAGCUAUUUUCAUGUUCAGAAUGUGGGAAAUGUUUUAACCAUAAAUCAGUUUUUGUGAUACAUCAGAGAAAUCACACAGGAGAGAAGCCAUUUUCAUGUUCAGAAUGUGGGAAAUGUUUUAAAUGUAAAUCAGAUCUUGAUACACAUCAGAGAGUUCACACAGGAGAGAAGCCAUUUUCAUGUUCAGAAUGUGGGAAAUGUUUUAAGCAGAAAUCCAAUCUUGUUAUGCAUCAGAGAAAUCACACAGGAGAGAAGCUAUUUUCAUGUUCAGAAUGUGGGAAAUGUUUUAACCAUAAAUCAGUUUUUGUGAUACAUCAGAGAAAUCACACAGGAGAGAAGCCAUUUUCAUGUUCAGAAUGUGGGAAAUGUUUUAAACGUAAAUCCUAUCUUGUUAUGCAUCAGAGAAAUCACACAGGAGAGAAGCCAUUUUCAUGUUCAGAUUGUGGGAAAUGUUUUAACCAGAAAUCCUAUCUUGUGAUACAUCAGAGAAAUCACACAGGGGAGAAGCCAUUUUCAUGUUCAGAAUGUGGGAAAUGUUUUAACCAUAAAUCAAAACUUGUUAUACAUCAGAGAUAUCACACAGGAGAGAAGCCAUUUUCAUGUUCAGAAUGUGGGAAAUGUUUUAACCAGAAAUCAGAUCUUGAUAAACAUCGGAGAAUUCACACAGGAGAGAAGCCAUUUUCAUGUUUAGAAUGUGGGAAAUGUUUUAACCAGAAAUCAGCUCUUGAUAAACAUCGGAGAAUUCACACAGGAGAGAAGCCAUUUUAAUGUUCAGAAUGUGGGAAAUGUUUUUUUUUUUUUUUUUAAAACAAUUUUUAUUUCGGAAAGAUGAGCAAUGUACAAUCAAUACAUCACAUGUAUUACUGGUGCACGCAGGCAUGAUCGACAAAGGUAAAAUUAAAGCACAUUGGACACAUAUGAAGAUAUUUCCGAAUUUUCCAUUUUCUUUUAUAGAGUCCCCCUUAGAUAAUAAACAGACCCACCCUCCCCCCCCCCAACUUACAAUGUCAUGACAAUGUAUCCCAGAAGUACUCUCAGGCAAUUUACUUCCAAGUCAUUAUAGCAUAAAGAACUGAACGGUGCCAUAUAUUAACGUCCCCCACUUUUAGGCCCUAGAUUACCUCUAAUCCGUCUAACGUCCCCUUCAAUUUCCCUUCUAGGUACCAUCGUGUGUGCACGAAGGGCAUGACUACCUCUGUUUUUUCUUCUAUUGUCAGCGAAUGCACUAUAAACUUUUUCCAUGUACUGAAAAAUUGUUUUGCAGACCUUUCUUUGCUAUGUUCCACCUCCAGUCUGU
Messenger RNA from Bufo gargarizans (Asiatic toad), 3080 nucleotides. Its product is annotated as oocyte zinc finger protein XlCOF6-like. The transcript is spliced from 7 exons. NCBI's taxonomy places the organism in Eukaryota, Metazoa, Chordata, Amphibia, Anura, Bufonidae. Bases 17 to 2551 code for a protein of 844 amino acids. The record is from RefSeq and is a predicted model, not a curated record.